AUGUCAGUUCCCGCGGAACCAGAUACGCAAAUACCGCCUAGGGACGAGACCGGAUCAUGCAGCCGCCCAACGCAUCGCUUGCAAGAGAUCAAAGUCGGGGAUAACAGCGUCCAGCUCUUGGUAUCUACCAAAGACCACCUCUAUGACGCUAAAGACGUUGGAGCUGGAGUCAACUCCUAUCAAGUUAUCGGUUCUUGGGAAGACAGCUCAGUCCAGGAACUCACCAAGAUGUUGAGCCAACGCCAAGUCAUUACAAAUCGGCAGUCACCCACAUACGCUGAAGCAUCUCGCUUUGAGAAACAUGGAGCAGGGAAAUCUCUAGCAGAGGCUGGUCGGGAUCAACACAAUAGGAUUGUGGGCGGGCAGCAGAGGAGCGAAUAG
Fusarium musae is the source of this 381-nucleotide messenger RNA. RefSeq lists its product as uncharacterized. The record is from RefSeq and is a predicted model, not a curated record. The coding region runs from base 1 to 381 and encodes 126 amino acids. Lineage: Eukaryota; Fungi; Ascomycota; Sordariomycetes; Hypocreales; Nectriaceae. The transcript has a single exon.